AUGAAGGGGAAGAGUGGAGUUUGUCUUGCGUUGAAGGCGCUGCUGACGGGGAUGUGUGCGCUGCUGCUCCUGAGCUCAGCAGGUGUGGUGUUCCUGUUGGCCAAGCACAAGGAGCUGACGGAGGAAGUUGUCAGGUUGGACGCCCAGAUGCGGGAGUUGUCGCAGGAAAGAUUCCUAUACACAGACCUUGAAGAGGCAGGACAGCUGAAGACGCUCCGCAGCAGAAGGAGUCAGGGUGGAGAAACAAAACAAAGCCAUGACAAAGACGAGAAGGAUAUGCUGUUGCUGAUGACAUACUCCAUGGUCCCUAUCAAAACUUUUGUAGAUCUGUGUAACAGCUCUGUAGGAAUUUGUUUAACUGGCCCAGUUGGACCUCCAGGUUUGCCUGGCAGAGACGGUUCACCAGGAGCACAUGGCAGACGGGGAAAAAGAGGACCCCCUGGUGAAAAAGGAGAACCGGGACCUAAAGGGGACCCGGGGCCUCCACGACUGAAAGGCGAAACCAACAACGACAUUUUCAUUGAGGGUCCUCCUGGUCCAAGGGGUCCACCUGGCCCACCAGGCCCAUCCGGUCCACCUGGUCCCACUCGGUGCCCCAAGAAAACAGGAACCAAGACCAUCAGAGAACGCACCCACCAAACCAACAUAUUGAUAGAUUUAUUUACGUUCCUGACCAGCGAGGCCGUCAAUGAAACCAGAGCAGAAAACAUCAGCCGAUGGUCGAGUAAAGAGUCUGGAUCUCCAAAACCUCACCCAGCUGAUGGCGUGAGAAGUGUCCUGAAUGUUACUCACUCCGACAAACUUAAAGACACAAAUAUUGAAUCUGAUCAGACUCAGAUGAGUUAUGCCUUUAAUAGUAGUGGAAAUAUUAAUGAUACAUCCAUGAAAAGUGACUCUUCAUAUCCAUCCCAGACCGACAAUCUGAUGAAUGUGACCAAAAACUGGACAAAAACCGAUCUGACUCAAAACAGUGAAAUCUUUAAUGGUAGCACAAACAUCACUGAUACACUCAAGAAAAGUGAGUCUGUGUCAUUUGAUAAAGACUACAUCCACGACACAUUGAAUGAUACCAACACAGAAAAUGUUACAGAAGCGGCGAUAAAAUUAUCAGGCCCAAUUUCUGCAGACAUAUUCAGUGAUGCUUUCAAUGGCAUCAAAAACAUAUUCGACACACUCAAGAAAAGUGAGUUGGUAUCACCUCGUCCCGACUACAGAGACAACACUUUGACUGAAACCAACACAAACCAUGUCACAGAGGCAUCAGUUAACAUAUUAACAGUUUUACCAACACCGCAUCCAGCUCUUGAUGCCGGAGAUGUCUUAAAUGUUACUGAGACUGAAAAACUUCCAGACACAAAUUUGGAAACUGAGUCUGUGUCAUUUGAUAAAGACUACAGUCAUGACACCUUGAAUGAUACCAACACAGAAAAUGUUACAGAAGCAGCAAUACAAUUAUCAGGCCCAAUUUCUGCAGACAAAAUCAGUGAUGCUUUCAGUGGCAUAAAAAACAUAUUUGAUACACUCAUUAAAAGUGAGUCUGUGUCAUUUGAUAAAGACUACAGUCAUGACACCUUGAAUGAUACCAACACACAAAAUGUUACAGAAGCAGCAAUAAAAUUAUCAGGCCCAAUUUCUGCAGACAAAAUCAGUGAUGCUUUCAGUGGCAUAAAACACAUAUUUGAUACACUCAUGAAAAGUGAGUCUGUGUCAUUUGAUAAAGACUACAGUCAUGACACCUUGAAUGAUACCAACACACAAAAUGUUACAGAAGCAGCAAUACAAUUAUCAGGCCCAAUUUCUGCAGACAAAAUCAGUGAUGCUUUCAGUGGCAUCAAAACCACUAUUGAUACACUCAUGAAAAGUGAGUUGGUAUCACCUCGUCCAGACUACAGCAAUGACACUUUGACUGAAACCAACACAAACCGUGUCACAGAGGCAUCAGUUAACAUAUUAACAGAGUCUGCGUCAUUUGAUAAAGACUACAUCCACGACACCUUGAAUGAUACCAACACAGAAAAUGUGACAGAGGCAGCAAUAAAAUUAAAAUCAGGCCCAAUUUCUGCAGACAUAUUCAGUGAUGCUUUCAAUGGCAUCAAAAACAUAUUCGACACACUCAAGAAAAGUGUAUUCGGAUCACCUCAUUCAAACUACAGGAAUGACACUUUGACUGAAACCAACACAAACAAUAUCACAGAGGUAUCAGUUAACAUAUUAACAGACUCAGUUUCUACAAAUUCGACUCAAAAGAGCGAUGCCUUUAAUAACAGUGGAAACAUUAUUAAUAAACCCAUGAAAAGUGACUCCCUAUAUCCACUCCAGACCAACAAUCAGAUGAAUGUGACUAUUGAGAACUGGACAAAAACUGACUGCUUCAUUAAAACCAUAAAGUGUUCGGAGGAAGUCACCAAAAUGCGAAGCACUUUUGGAGCCUGGAUGUCAGAUGCAUCCCAGCUGAGUGAAGGUCGAUACUGGCAGGCCGAACAUUUUUCAGGUCGUCUUUUGACGGAGCACAUGAACAUUUCGGCAUUUGAAAAUACAGGCAUUAAAACUACAGAUGUCAAGAGGUUCUACCAAGGGUGUGGUCAUGUGAUUUACAAAGGGUCCUUUUACUUCCACAACGCAGGAACACACAGACUCAUAAAAUUUGACCUAAACACCAUGAGAACAAAAACUCUGAUCAUGCCACGCAGCAGAUACAAUAACCUGACUUAUCUUUUCCACAACUCAAAGACUUAUUUCAAGUUUGCUGUGGAUGAAAAUGGACUGUGGGUCAUCUUUGCAUCAAACACAGACGACAAUACGAUGGUGGCGAAGCUAAACCCAAAGACAUUCAGUGUGGAGUCUAUCAUUAACACGGCCUACCCCACAAGUAAAGCAGGAAAUGCUUUCAUUGCAUGUGGGGUGCUCUAUAUCACUGAUGGCACAGACAGAAGAGUGACAUACGCCUUUGAUUUAAAGACACAGAGUCCUCUUGAUGCAAGUUUUGAUCUGAGGCCGGCUAAUGGCAUCUUGGCUAUGCUGUCAUAUUAUCCCAACAAAGAGCUUUUGUACAUGUGGGACAACAGCAGCGUGAAAACCUGCAAAGUUCAAUUUAAGCAGACCAAAACAUAAUCAUAGACCUUCUAUAAAUGAGUAAUAAAAGAAUGUUUAAGUUUCAUUUGGUUUACUUAAAUUUCAUGACCAUAUUUCUACAUAGGAGGAAGUUUCUAGUAAAUUUUUGGUGGUAAACGAUGUGACCCAUCAGUCAAAUCAAGAUGACUGUAUGUGUAUCGAUUCCAAGGAUUUACAAAGUGUGAUAUGGUAAAUGGUGGUACGAGAUAUGGACAUCUGGAUUCUCUCAGCUGUGACUCCUUUUUAGUUAAAAAGAGUGUGUUUGUAUUAAAGUUUUGUACAAAAUGUUUGCUUUGAUAACAUUUGUUAGCCCAAAUUUGCCACAUUAAA
Scomber scombrus (Atlantic mackerel) is the source of this 3441-nucleotide messenger RNA. RefSeq lists its product as uncharacterized. Gene Ontology annotation, cellular component: cell surface. Bases 1 to 3111 code for a protein of 1036 amino acids. Gene Ontology annotation, biological process: signal transduction. The record is from RefSeq and is a predicted model, not a curated record. Lineage: Eukaryota; Metazoa; Chordata; Actinopteri; Scombriformes; Scombridae. The transcript is spliced from 30 exons.